CUUUGAAAAAUAAAUCUGUUCUUUUUUCUUAUAAAAGACUAAAUAAAACAAAAUUAUUGGUGGUAAUUUCUGACUGUGUGACUUUAGGCUCCCCACACACGUGCAUGUCGGAGGGAAUAAAGGAGGGAUCAUGUUUUAAAUAAAUAUUUUUACUCAGAGUUACUAAGUUAGAGGAGAGGACGCAGCUGAUGGAUGAGCUGCUCUGACGGAGCAGGAGUUCCUGCGGAGGCGCACGAGAGAGGAGAGGGAGAGAGGCGCGCGGGCACGACUGCUGCCCGCUUUUUAACAAUCAGCCCUGAUGAGCGCAGAUUGGUUUCAGUUAAACCGGCGCAGGUGCGUCGGAUGUGCGGCGAUGUGGCGCAGCUGAGACCCCCUCUUUCCCCCGGACUGGACCUUCUGGCGCAUCUUUGAGCAGAAACUCUUCCACGGACGGGGGGGCUUUUAUUUGUUCCCGGGACAUGAUGUAUCGUGCAAUAAGAUCCUGUCCAGGACUCAUGUUUGGGGGCAGAAUCCGACAGGAUCUGGACUGAUCCAAAGGAGGGAGCAGACAGAAAACUGUCUCAGUUUUUGCGCACAGGACCAGUUGAAAUGAGGACAUCCCGGCUGUGCUGCGACUGAACAGUUUUAUUCAGAGAGGAGCUUCUCAAGGACUCACAGAAAAAAAUAAUAAAUAAUUUAUAUAAAAAAAAAAAAGUGAGGAAAAAAAGCCGCGAAGCAUGGAGCGGGACGCGCCGUCCAAGAAGACCAUCAUGGCGAAGAUCUUCAAAGUUCGUAAGAGGAGGGAGAUGAUGUUCGUGCAGUUGUGCUUCAUCUGCAGCGUCCUGCUCGUGGCGUGGAGCAUGUCGGCGCUCCUCACUAAGACAGGACACGGGAUGAUUGUGGAGGUGCAUCCAGACCUUGAGCACUGGGGGAGAAGACUAAUGGCCUUUGUAUCAGAAAAUGAGACGGAGCCAAAGAACUGCUCGGAACCAGCCAUCCACGAGUUCCCAGAUGACCUUUUUACCAACAAUGAACGAAAGAGCGGAGCCAUCCUGCUGCACAUUGCGGCGACUCUCUACAUGUUCCUGGCCCUCGCCAUAACCUGUGACGAAUACUUUGUGACUUCGCUGGAGAAGAUCUGCGAGAAACUGGAUCUCAGUGAAGAUGUGGCAGGAGCCACCUUCAUGGCAGCUGGCAGCUCUGCGCCCGAGCUCUUUGCGUCUGUCAUCGGUGUCUUCAUCACCCACGGUGACGUGGGAGUGGGGACGAUCGUUGGCUCAGCAGUCUUCAACAUCCUUUGCAUCAUUGGUGUCUGUGGAAUCUUUGCUGGACAGGUGGUCCUGCUGACCUGGUGGGCUGUUUUCAGGGACUCGUUCUACUACAUCCUGUCUGUCGUGGCUCUGAUUGCAUUCAUCUACGAUGAGAAGAUAGUUUGGUGGGAGAGUUUGGUGCUGGUGCUCAUGUACGCCGGAUACAUCCUCGUCAUGAAAUUCAACUCCAGCAUGCAGCGGUUCUUCAUGGGCUCCAAGUAUAAGAAAAAUGUGGCCAAUGGUAACGCUGCGAUCAGCAAUGAAAUGGAGGACGGUAAUACUUGUUUUGACUAUGUUUGGGAUGACGACCCGUCGUCACCUUUACUCUCAGCAGUCAAGCCCACCAAGCCCUACAGCCGUGGUUCAGUGGUGAUGGUGGAUGAGAUGAUGAAUGCCAGCCCUUCAAAGUUCAGGUUUCCAGAAGCGGGCCUCAGAGUCAUGGUCACCAGCCACUUUGGACCCAAAACCCGUCUGCGCAUGGCCAGUCGGCUCAUCAUCACAGAGCGCCAGAAGUUGGUGCAGGCGUCCAACGGUGUGGAGACACAAGUGACUGACGGGAAGCUUGAGAUAGAGAACGGAAACGUGCCGGAGGACAAACCCACCAAGGCAGAGGAAAGUGACUCCAUCUCUCCUUUUCACAUCCCAAGUGGGAUUGGCACCAAGGUGAAGUGGCUAAUCUCGUGGCCUCUGCUCCUGCUGCUCUUCUUCACCGUCCCGAACUGUGCCAAACCUCGCUGGGAGAAAUUCUUCAUGCUCUCCUUCCUUCUCUCCACCGUCUGGAUUGCAGUUUUCUCCUACCUGAUGGUCUGGAUGGUCACUAUAAUUGGCUACACGCUGGGAAUCCCUGAUGUCAUCAUGGGCAUCACGUUUCUGGCUGCGGGCACCAGCGUUCCAGAUUGCAUAGCCAGUCUCAUUGUGGCUCGACAAGGUCUUGGCGACAUGGCAGUGUCCAACACAAUCGGCAGUAACGUGUUUGACAUUUUAGUCGGACUCGGAGUUCCCUGGGCCAUGCAGACCAUGUGUGUCAACUAUGGAUCAGAGGUGAUGAUCAACAGUCGGGGCUUGUUGUACUCCGUGGUACUUCUGCUGGGCUCUGUGGCACUGACGGUGCUGGGGAUCCACCUGAACAAGUGGCAGCUGGAUUUUAAGUUGGGCAUGUACGUCCUCAUCCUGUACGCCGUCUUCCUCUGCUUCUCCAUCAUGAUCGAGUACAACGUCUUCACUUUCGUCAACCUGCCCAUGUGCAUGGAGGAGUAGAGCCUCGGAAACCUCAACGGCCCCGAAAACAUCUGUUCUUUGAAGACUGGACCUAUUUUCUUUCUUUUUCCUCUUUCUUUUAUAAAUGUUUCU
Molecule: messenger RNA, 2639 nt
Organism: Austrofundulus limnaeus
Lineage: Eukaryota; Metazoa; Chordata; Actinopteri; Cyprinodontiformes; Rivulidae
Gene: slc24a4b
Product: solute carrier family 24 member 4b
Exons: 17
Coding region: 717-2546 (609 amino acids)
Biological process (GO): intracellular calcium ion homeostasis; calcium ion transmembrane transport
Cellular component (GO): plasma membrane
Molecular function (GO): calcium, potassium:sodium antiporter activity; calcium channel activity
Source: RefSeq, a predicted model, not a curated record